Messenger RNA from Rotaria sordida, 465 nucleotides. The record is from the annotation of a GenBank genome assembly. NCBI's taxonomy places the organism in Eukaryota, Metazoa, Rotifera, Eurotatoria, Philodinida, Philodinidae.
AUGCUUCAUAAUUCUUGGAGACAAUCAUUUAACAUUCGUCACUUAUGCAUUCGUGAACUAACAAUAGAUGAAGUACUCAAGCGUUUUACUGAUUAUCGUCGUCCAGCAAUGAUUGUUGAUGCAUCACUUAAACAAUCUCACCAUGAUCAAUCUUCUUCGCUCAAUAUUAAUCAAGAAUUCGUUAAUGAAUCUGAAGAUGAUGAUGAAUAUAAUUAUAAUCAUUUAUCAAUUACUUCUCUGUCAGUUUGUACAUCUCAAACUAACUCACUAAUCAUUCUUCGAAAUGAAUCAAUAGUAGAAUUGACUAUCGAUCAACCCUGCUAUAAUUCGAACUUCACAGGAUCAAAUGAAAUUUCUUCUUCUGAAAAAUUAUCAUUGACACAACAACAUGAAGAUGAACUUGAUACAACUAAAGAAGACAAAGAACCUUGUUCAAUUGUUAAACAAAAACGUACGAAGCAUUAG